AUGGAUCUGGCGGAAACCGACGACGUCGUCUUACUAAAGGGCUGCUACUUGGAAGCCCAGCGGUCUGAUGAUAUCGCCCUCAAACUGGAAGGCUUGCGCAUCGCACUGAACGAGCCUAGCCAUUCAUGCCUGUCGAAUACCAUCAAGGAGAUUGGCCGUGUUGCCCGCCGACUCCGUGAGCUGGGCGACCUUGCUCAUGUGAACCGGGACCGUCUUCUCUUUGUGUUGGACCCCUUGAAUCUUGUGCUGCCCUGUUUGUCUAAAACCCUGAGAGAUAUCAAGGUCCACUAUGAUGAUCGUUCAAAGUCCAAGCAGAAUCGAUGGAGGCACAUGUUCCAUUCCAUGCAGCGUGAAGCCGGUGGUCUGCAAUUGGAAGCCAUCUUCACCAUCUAUCAUCAAUUCAUUAUAAUGUUACGAGAUAUGAUUGUCAGGUGUCCUAACUUCGAUGUCGCCAAAUGGGAGACCCUAAAGCUUCAGAUUCAUGGGCUACGAAAUGCCAGGGGAAUUGGCCCUCCAGAUGCAGUGCAAGCUGGUCCGCUUGUCCACCAAGGCGGAUUUAUACCCCCGUUGGAUCCGAUAAGCCACUGGGCUGAACACGUCUUCCAUCCCAAGUACACACCACGCGUUGCGUUGAGAAAUGUGGGACAAACCGAGUCACUAGGACCGCAUCGUGAACUAGGCCAUCACAACAUACCCAUGCAUUCCAAAGUCCUCUUUCGACGAUCAUUUGACGGUGACAAAAUAUCGCUUCUUGCUUUCGUGAGCUCCCAAGACGAGAGAGUAUACCUGCUCCUUCGAAUAUUCAAAGACCAUCAGCCGUGGUUUUCACUGCGCGGCGUCCACGAACUAUUCAUCCAGAGGCGCAGGAGCUCGUUGGAGCUCCGUCGAUGGAGUAGGACCCAGGGACAGUCCAAGAUCUGGGCUACGCUUUGCUUCAAUGCAUGGGAAGACCUUGUCCUCAUGUACUGUACCUUUAUAUCUCUAAAGGCAGAAGCCGGAGCCCAGGAUCUCACCCAAUGUGGCCCACAAGAACUUAGCCUCGGCGGAGAGCACAAGCUUUUCCAAGCGUACGUCCACCUCACACAAUCAAAGAACAAUCAACUCAUCAAGAAAAGAUGCAUAUCCGACGGCGGCUACGACCACUCUCUAAUCGUAUACCAAGACCGUGCAACUGGUGCGUUCCGACUCCACGCAGCAGUCUGGGAGGGCAAGUUGCGACAAUGCCCCGUGUGGACCGCAUUCGGUACAACACACACACUCCUCCUCAAGGAACAAAAUCACAACGUUAACACGGUCACAGUAAACGAACAAUACAUGGAUCCAAACUGGCUCACGAGAGUCAGCUCCCAUAAAGUGCGCCUAAAAGACCUCCGGCUCUUUGUAUUCUGUAAGCGGUACCGGGAAUAUAGACAGCGUAGAGGACCAGCUGGCGAGUUUCAAAUUAACUUUGUCAGCGACCGAGCUGUCCCAAACUUUGAAGAACUGUUCUAUCCUACUCAACCGAUGGUUUAUUGA
This is a messenger RNA of Pochonia chlamydosporia 170, 1515 nucleotides long. RefSeq lists its product as hypothetical. The record is from RefSeq and is a predicted model, not a curated record. Bases 1 to 1515 code for a protein of 504 amino acids. Lineage: Eukaryota; Fungi; Ascomycota; Sordariomycetes; Hypocreales; Clavicipitaceae. The transcript has 8 exons.